Oryzias latipes (Japanese medaka) is the source of this 4118-nucleotide messenger RNA. Its product is annotated as protein phosphatase 1 regulatory subunit 3E. Gene Ontology annotation, biological process: regulation of glycogen biosynthetic process. Lineage: Eukaryota; Metazoa; Chordata; Actinopteri; Beloniformes; Adrianichthyidae. Gene Ontology annotation, molecular function: glycogen binding; protein phosphatase 1 binding. Gene Ontology annotation, cellular component: protein phosphatase type 1 complex. The record is from RefSeq and is a predicted model, not a curated record.
CUUCUGACGCAGCUCGUGCGCAUGUGUGCGAUAGAGCCACCGCCACCUCACGGCGCCUGCUCCCCCUCCGGUCUCCCCCAUCACAAACACCUUGGCUCUGCAGUGCGGGCGCUGUGGCGUUUCAUGAACACGGAGUCCGUGCACCCCGCCGCGGUCAUGCUGCCCCCAAAGAACUGCCUCCCGCGGAACUACAGCUGCAUCGCAGGGCUGUUCGGGAGCUUGACGGCGGCCAACCCGAGGCUUGAAGAUGGGGAGGAAUUGGACGUGACGAACGGCUCGUGCGAGCCCAGCGAUAGCCCGGUGGUGGACGAAAGACCGCGGGGCAGAGAAAUCUUCCUGAAGCCCCCGCAGAGCCCCAACCUCCGCCGCAGGUGCAAAUCGCUCCCGACACCCACAGAGAGGGCCAAGUUGGAGAUCGUGCGCCAAAGAAGUCCGACCAGCCAGAAGAAGGUUCGUUUUGCAGACUCGCUGGGCCUGGAGCUCAUAUCGGUGAAGCAUUUCAACGAUGCAGAUGACCCCGAGGUGCCCGAGCGCAUCCUUGCUAAACUCCACAAGGGAAACCUGCACUGGUUGUACACGAAGUUCCCCCGCGCGCCCUCACAGCCCGUGUUGAUGGAGCUGCAGUUCACAAACCCGGGCACGCUGCCGGGCUUUGAGCAGAAAGUCCGGGAGGUGAAAGUCCUGCUGGAGAGCGUGGAGGCAGACGAGUUCAGCCUCUCCGGGUUCGUGCGCGUCCUGAACAUGGCUUUCGAAAAGAGCGUCUCUCUGAGGUACUCCCUAAAUAACUGGAUCACCUUCAUGGACAGUUUGGCCACGUACGUCCCCAACUCUAGCGACGGCGUGACCGACAAGUUCUGCUUCAAGAUUGUGAUGCCAACCUACUUAGACAACGGAGGCGCGCUGCAGUUCGCUAUCAAAUACUGUGUAGGCGGACGGGAGUUUUGGGACAACAAUCACGGGAACAACUACAAAGUCCGACGCCACGGCCUGAAAAUGUCCCCACCACGGGAAUGGGAAAACGGAUGGAUUCACUUUAUCUGAGCGCUCGCUGGCGCCGCGCGCAAUCUGCGCGUAAUUGAUCCCCGGGUACCUUAUUUAUGACUGCAGCCUGUUAAAUCUUUAUCUUUCUUCCAGGUCAGCUACAAACACACUCGGGCAGACAAUGAUGCAACACAUUGUCCUGUGAUAUUUCAGAACACAUUAGCCGGAUGAGGCUGACAGUCCCUUACUGUUGUGGUGGGAGAUGCUGGGUGAUGGUUUUUCUUUUUGUUUUGUUUUUUCCAGGGCUCAGUGCAGCGGGUUGCCCUUUGGGAGGGCACACUCACGUCACGUUAUGUGCCACGGAAAACGUGCAGUCCUGUGCAAUACUCAUAGGCUUCACUGCGUAUUCUUUUCUAACAUUUAAUUGAUGUUUUUUCCCUAAAAAUGUGUUUCUUAUUUUGCAUGAAAACAUAUUUUCUCUAUGGAGAACCACUGCUUGACGAGAAAUUUGUUCCUCCACUCUUUUGGAGGAAACCUACUGAGCUAUAGCCUAUAUAGAUGUUUAUUUUAUAUACUAAAUGGGUGUAUAAUUUCUUAAUGUCAUCCCAUAAAAUGCCUUAUUCUUAGUCCUGAUGGUGGAAGUAUCAAGUGCAAUGCAUUUCUUUUGUUUCUUUGUUUUUUCUUUUGUUAAAAUAAUAAUAAUUAGCACAUUAGAUGGUUGGCAAUCCAGGGACAUCAUAUUCUAUCAAAAAGAUUACUUUUAUGAGACAAAUCUGCAACUAUUUCCUUAAUUGCACAUUUUCUUCUGCAUUCAAAUGAAAAUGACUAGAUAUUUUUUCAUAUUUACAGUACAAAUCAGCACAGUUUAACCAAAGGGAGCAGUGGAAUACAGAUUUAUAAAUAUCCGGAAUAGAAACUAUACCAGCAUAAAUUAAAUAGCUCUUAAUCCAUAUGAUUCAUUCAUUGACAGUUCCUGCUUUCAAUGAAAAACUUUUUUCCCCUUAUGAGAUAAAUGUUGUAAAUACUGCAGUUUGAAAGGUUUAUCACUCCUGUGGACCUUCUUUUCUUCAGGUUCUCAUACUUACACAGUAAUUAUUUUUGCAUUUGAAUAGAAGCAUAUUUUGUACAUACACAAACUUAACAGUGCAUUUGAAAAUGAAAUCUGAGGUUGUUUUAUUGCUAAGCGUCACUCUGUGCUUUUAACAGAGCAGUUAAGUCUGCAGACAAAGUAGCUCUGUACUGGUGACUGCGUUUAAGUAGCACUUGCUGCUGAAAAUGUACUUCACAGUCGUCACUGUGCUGGUAUAAAUGCUGCUCCUGACACUCCAUACAAAUGACCAAAAAGCUUUUAGCCACCUCAUGGCUUCAUCUUCAUCCGUCAACCACUGUUUGAUCACACAGCAGUUUCCAGACCGCGGCUCGUCUUACAUCUGUGUGUUUUUAAUUUGAUCUUCCAAAUGAACUGUAGGAAAACAGGUCAGUGUUUAUUCACAAGUUAAACAUUUAGACUCCAAGAGGCAGCAUGGUUUUAAAUCCAGUACCGGUAACUAAUCUGAACAUCAGCUUGGGUGGUGUUUGUAUCACUGUGGAGUCAGAGGGAAGCUCCUCGUGUAAUGAGGCCAGUUUGUGGAUGGAGACUAUUCCUGUAACUACUUAUCUUUUGGAGCAGUUCCAGUGUAAAUCCUUCCCUCUGCAUAUAUCAAGUGUGUCAGAACUACAAGGUCAAAGCUGACAAUUAUUUUUGACGAGCAAGAUAUGCUGUUUUCCCGUUUGCCACCAUACAGCUGUGCUGCACUUGUAAUAGAGCUGAUUACUUAAGGACGAAGAAAGGAUCAUGUAGUAGUUCCUGUGUGUUUGUAUACUGUCUGCAAUGUGUAAGCUUUUUUGGAGCUUUCAAUGGGUGUAAUAUAAGCUGACAUUUAUCAUUUAUGAUGUAACUAAUGUGGAAAAGCAGAAAUACCGUAUGGAAGCUUCAAGCUAGAUCAUAAAUUUUAAUGUUAAAUUUUUCAUCCUGACUGAAUGAGAUUUUCGGUGUGAAAGCCCAGUUCACGGUUUAACUGUGUCAGGGUUUGAAGCACACCAAAACCUUUGGUAAAUAUCAGGCCCUAUUUGUGUUGCUUCUCAAAGUGACUGACCUGUCAAUCCUUACACAAAGUGUCGGUGUUUAAAGUGACCACGGCCACAUCACGUAAUCUAAUGUCAUUUCUGAGAUGAUAAUGGUGUAAUGUGGACACUUAGAUUUAGUUUAAUUGUGAUCCGUUUUUACGCUUUUGGUGAAUCUUGGUUGUAAAGAGCGUUCACAUAACAGUUGGCAUCAAAAUUCACUAAUUCAAAGAGUAUAUGUAAAUUUGUGAACACGUUUCCUACUGAAUGUCUAUCCGCUACCGGUCUGUGUUUUUGUGUACCUUCAGUAUUUUCAGGGCAGUGUGGAGAAUGUGUGACGCUUAAAGUUUGUUGUCCUAUAGUUGUGGUCAAAGCUGGUCAAAUUAGAUAAAACUGUAACGUUUUUUUUGUCUUUUUCUUUUUUUAAACCUUGCCAGAAUUUUAGCAAUGUAUCAAAAAUGGCGUCUGCUUUUCCCCCCUUAAGUGUUCGUCUAUACUGCCUUAGUAGGCAUGUUUUUGUUUAUUAGGAAUAUUGUAGCUGUAAAAAACACAGAGAGGGAUACAUUUGUGUAAAAUAGGAGAUAUAGAAGUCAUGAUGUUGUUUGAAAGCCUUUUGCAUGGAUGACUGAUGAUUGUAAUGGAUGCUGGGCAGAUUCAGAACUGGUCUAAUACGAUGCGAGGAAGAAGAGCGAAGUACCUGACAGCUUCUCCUGUACAUAGCAACAUUUUCCAUUCUUUACCAUGUUGUACUGCUCUCAUCUAUCACUAUUGAACAGUCGUCUGUCCACUGUAUAACCUUAAAAUGACACUGGUGGUUUUUUUUUGUUUGUUGUUUUUUUCUGUGUUUUCUAUGCAACAAAUUUAUAUGUUGUAACAUUUGCACUGUGAGAUGUCUAUUUAUUAUCCUCUUUUGCAGUAGAUUUUAAACAUAUUAGCACGAAGAGCUUACAAAUACUGCUAAAACAUGACAGUGCGCUUUAAAUGUAAUUCGUAUUUUGUUAAAAAACUGCUAAUAAAAGAUUUUGUGACCAUAA